AUGCCCGGCCGCACCCUCCCGACCAUCACCCAGGCCGAAGUCCAGGCCCAUGACUCUGCCGAGUCGUGCUAUGUCACCAUCGGCUCCAAGGUCUUCGACAUCACCUCCUUCGUCGAAGACCAUCCCGGCGGCGGCGACCUGAUCCUCGAAUACGGCGGCAAGGAUGUGACGGACAUACUGGCCGACGAGAUCUCGCACACACACUCCGACUCGGCCUACGAGAUUCUCGACGAGCAUCUCGUGGGCUUCGUCGCCAAUGAGAAGGUGCUGAACGCCGCCACCAAGAGCGGCCAUCCCGACAACAUCGUGCCGCUGCCGCCUACGAAGGAAGGGCUGGAGGAGCUGAAGGCCAAUGGAGGCGAACAGUACGUCUUUGAGGCAACGGGACUGUCCUCCGCCGAGGAUCUGAACAAGGAGACGGACAUCUCCACCGACUACAAGACACACAAGUUCCUGGAUCUCAACAAGCCGCUUCUUCCGCAGGUUUGGUUCGGCGGCUUCUCCAAGAAUUUCUACUUGGAGCAAGUCCACCGGCCAAGGCACUACAAGGGGGGCAAAUCGGCCCCGUUGUUUGGCAACUUCCUCGAACCUUUGAGCUUGACGGCAUGGUGGGUCGUUCCCACGGUUUGGGUCCCUCCUGUGUCGUAUGGCGUCUAUCUGGCUAGCCAAGAGCUGCCGUCUGUUCAGGUUGGCCUGUACUUUGUCCUCGGCCUUUGCCUAUGGACUCUGGUCGAGUACAUUCUGCACCGCUUCCUCUUCCAUCUGGAUGGAUAUCUUCCUGACAACCGCGUCGGCAUCACGCUCCAUUUUCUUCUUCAUGGCAUCCACCACUACCUGCCCAUGGACAAGUACCGGCUCGUGAUGCCUCCUACGCUCUUUCUGGUCCUCGCGACUCCCUUCUGGAAGCUGGCUCACGCCGUCUUCGCGUACAACUGGUAUGCCGCAACUGCCGUCUUCUGUGGCGGCAUCUUCGGCUACAUUUGCUAUGACCUGACCCAUUAUUUCUUGCACCACCGCAAUCUUCCUGCCUACUACCGCGAGCUCAAGAAGUAUCACCUGGAGCACCACUUCGCCGAUUACCAGAAUGGCUUCGGCGUGACGAGCAAGUUCUGGGACCGUGUGUUCAACACGGAGCUGUCCCUGCCGCCGCCAAAGGUCGUCAAGACGGCCUAG
Molecule: messenger RNA, 1173 nt
Organism: Diplodia corticola
Lineage: Eukaryota; Fungi; Ascomycota; Dothideomycetes; Botryosphaeriales; Botryosphaeriaceae
Product: fatty acid hydroxylase
Exons: 3
Coding region: 1-1173 (390 amino acids)
Biological process (GO): lipid biosynthetic process; fatty acid metabolic process
Cellular component (GO): endoplasmic reticulum; membrane
Molecular function (GO): fatty acid 2-hydroxylase activity; iron ion binding; heme binding
Source: RefSeq, a predicted model, not a curated record